Callorhinchus milii (elephant shark) is the source of this 738-nucleotide messenger RNA. It is a transcript of the gene cdnf, whose product is annotated as cerebral dopamine neurotrophic factor. The record is from RefSeq and is a predicted model, not a curated record. Gene Ontology annotation, cellular component: endoplasmic reticulum. Gene Ontology annotation, biological process: dopaminergic neuron differentiation; neuron projection development. The transcript has 4 exons. NCBI's taxonomy places the organism in Eukaryota, Metazoa, Chordata, Chondrichthyes, Chimaeriformes, Callorhinchidae. The coding region runs from base 33 to 581 and encodes 182 amino acids.
CUCGCGCUGUCUCUCCUGAGGGAAGCGAAGCAAUGGCGGCGGCGGCGGCGCGGCGGUGUCUGUGGGGCUCUCUCCUCCCCUUGCUGCUGACUGCGGGCGCGGGGCGAAGCGAGGCCGACUGUGAAGUAUGCAUUGGAUUCCUGGAUAAAUUCUACAAAUAUUUGCAAGCCCAAGAUGUAGAAUUCACACCAGAAUACAUCGAAACAGAAUUAAUACUAAUGUGCGAGAAUACCAGAGGAAAGGAAAACCGCCUGUGUUAUUACAUUGGAGGAACAAGUGAUGCAGCGACCAGAAUUAUCAAUGAAGUCGUCCGUCCUCUGAGUGCCCACGUGCCGGUUACUAACAUUUGUGAAAAACUGAAGAAGAAAGACUCUCAGAUUUGUGAACUCAGAUAUGAUAAGGUGUUGGAUCUGACCAGGGCUAAGCUCUCAACAAUGCGAGUGGCUGAUCUGAAAAGGAUCCUGGAUAACUGGAGCGAGGUGUGCCGGGCUUGUGCGGAGAAAAGCGAAUUUGUCGAUUUAAUCUUGGCAUUGGCACCCAAGUACAGCUCUGACUUCAUAGAUCCCAAAGAUGAUCUAUAAACAGCGCACACCUAGGUUUCUAAUAAAAUCAAUUAAUAAUAAAUCAAAUUAAAGUAUUUAUUUAGAAAGGCCAGUUGGAAGCUAUAAUUUAUUUUCGAUCUGUAUAUGCCAUGCAUAGCAUGCUACAAAAAUAAAUUUGCUACAUAUUUUACCAGUA